AUGGCGGAAUCGUCAUCUUCUCCGAAACAUCAUCAGGUUUCUCAUCAAAGGAGGAAGCUUGCAGGAAUCCAAACCACCUUCAAACUUCCAUCUCCAUUACCCAAUUGGCCUCCAGGUGGAGGUUUUGCAGGUGGAACCAUAGAUUUAGGAGGAUUACAAGUGAGUCAAGUAUCGACAUUCAACAAGAUUUGGGCCGCUAACGAAGGAGGACCCGACAAUCUUGGGGCAACAUUCUAUGAUCCAGUUUCGAUCCCACAAGGGUUUUUCAUUUUAGGGUCAUAUAGCCAACCCAACAACAUGCCUUUAUUUGGGCAUGUUCUUGUGGCUAAAGAUGUCAUAAAUGACCCUUCAAACCCUACUCUUAAACCACCAGUUGACUACACUCUUGUUUGGAGUAGUCAAUCUCUCAAUAUCAAGAAAGAUGGUGAUGGGUUCAUUUGGUUCCCGAACCCACCCAACGGCUAUAGAGCCGUUGGGUACGUGGUUACAAGCUCGUUGGGAAAACCGUCGUUUGAUAGUGUCCGUUGUGUCAGGUCUGACCUAACAGACUCUUUGGAAAGCAAUGGUAAUUGGAUAUGGGGACCCAGCGCGAGUAUAAACGCUAACGGGUUCAAUGUGUAUGGUUCAAGGCCGAUAAAUAGAGGUGUUGGAGCCAUGGGUGCAUCCAUAGGAGGUUUUGUGGUUCAAAAUGGAAUAGGGGGCACCACAUUGUCACUAUCUAGUUUGAAGAACUUGAAGGGUAGUUUGGGAAGUUCGAUGCCAAAUUUGAAACAAAUUGAAACCCUAAUUCAGACUUAUUCUCCUGUGGUUCAUUUCCAUCCUAGUGAACCCUAUCUCCCUUCUUCUGUUGAUUGGUUUUUUCAAAAUGGUGCAUUGGUUUAUCACAAAGGAGAUGAGUCGAACCCUAACCCCAUUAACCCAAGUGGCUCAAACCUUCCACAAGGUGGUUCCAACGAUGACACCUAUUGGCUAGACCUUCCAAAAGAUGGUUCAAAAGAAAGGGUCAAGAAAGGUGAUUUACAAGAUGCAAAUGCUUAUUUCCAUAUCAAACCAAUGUAUGGAGGGUUAUUUACUGAUAUUGCCAUUUGGCUUUUUUACCCUUUUAAUGGGGCAUCAAGAGCCAAAGUUGAGUUCAUCAACAUUUCAUUGGGAAAGAUAGGAGAACAUGUGAGUGAUUGGGAACAUGUCACUUUAAGGAUCAGUAAUUUCAACGGUGAGUUAGACAGUAUGUUUUUUGCACAACAUAGUUGGGGGACGUGGUUGAGUGCUUCGGUUCUUGAGUAUUCAAACGGAAAUAAACCAGUUGUGUACUCAUCGCUAAAUGGUCACUCGUCUUAUCCUAAACCUGGUUUGGUCUUGAUUGGGCCCAUAGGGGACAAUAUCGGGCUUAGAGACGAUACAGCGAAGGGCGGUAAAGUGAUGGAUACUGGGGUUGGUGCAACGGUGGUUGCCGCCGAGUAUUUGGGGUCGGCGGUGGUGGAGCCACCAUGGUUGAACUAUUUUAGAAAAUGGGGUCCAAAAAUAGAGUAUGAUCUUGAUAAAGAAAUCAAGAAUUUGGAGAAAAUCAUGAUUGGAAAGUUGAAAAAGGCUUUUGAUAAGUUUGUGAAUGGGAUACCAAGAGAGGUGUUGGGUGAGGAAGGGCCCACUGGGCCAAAAGUGAAAAACAAUUGGAGUGGAGAUGAGAUGUGAAAUGUCAUGAAUGGUUUGACUUUUACAUCUUAUAAAUUAUUGAUACAUCACUUAAAUUACCAUUUCUUUUAUUCAAAUUCGCCUCUUAAUCAUUUUUUUUCUGGGUUGACCUAAAUAUCACUACUUCUAAAAUUCAAUACAGAUAUGCAAUUACGAUGGCCAGAUAUGUAAUUAUGAUGGCUAGGUCCGUAAUUGCGACGGUGAACCGGUUGAAUUUGAUUUUUUUUUGUCUUUUAGCUAGGUCCGAUUGGUAUUGCGGAUGUAGUAAUAUUUGGGUCAACCCAUAAGAGAAAUGGUUAGGAAGCCAAUUU
This is a messenger RNA of Cynara cardunculus var. scolymus (artichoke), 2000 nucleotides long. RefSeq lists its product as uncharacterized. The record is from RefSeq and is a predicted model, not a curated record. Lineage: Eukaryota; Viridiplantae; Streptophyta; Magnoliopsida; Asterales; Asteraceae. The transcript is spliced from 2 exons. Bases 1 to 1689 code for a protein of 562 amino acids.